Molecule: messenger RNA, 2565 nt
Organism: Halichondria panicea
Lineage: Eukaryota; Metazoa; Porifera; Demospongiae; Suberitida; Halichondriidae
Exons: 9
Coding region: 34-2436 (800 amino acids)
Source: RefSeq, a predicted model, not a curated record
AUCCUGAAGUAUAAUUAUCUCCUGAGAGAAGUGAUGAACUCUGUAUUGUUCCAAGUCUUCCUUUCCCUACUACUGAUUCUCAACCAUUUUGCAAGCUGUAGCAGAAAGCUAACAGCUAAUGCGAGCUGCCUGGCUGAAGGAGAGUCCAUUUCCUGUGAUUGCCAAGCACCUCUCCAGAGAGGCUCAAUGGAAUGGACAGGCAACAGCUCAAAUUUUGUUUGCCCUGGAAUCAACACUGGACAAGCCAAUCUCAUUGUAUUUGCAUUGGGAGAAACGUGCUCUACAGAGGGACAAAAUGGUGCAUCAUGUGGACCUUACUUUGCAAACAUCACCUGCAAUGAUAAUGGCUACAUAUCUGUUCUCUCCUUCACUGCUAACAGCAAUAUGAAUGGUGGUACGAUUCUAUGCCAAAAACACCUAACUGGGGCAGAACCUUAUCAACAAUUCUCCAUCAGAGUAGGAGUUCGACCUUACCCACCGGCCAAAGCCAACCUGACUUUUCCGAUGAACAGAAAUCUUCGAUUGGACUGGACUCCUCCGGCAAAUCCAGUGAUUGUUGAACUACGAGGUUACCUGCUGUAUUUCUCUCCAGGUUGUGGCACCUGCUCACACUCAGAAUUAGUCAGCAAUACGACCUUCACUGCUCUAUGUAAUGAAUGGCAGGCAAAUGAACAGACUUGUGUCUUUGAGGUCAGGACAGUGACAGAAGAUUGUGGACUAGAGAGCCUUCCUCUCAGAAAAAUCAGCAUUUUUGAUGAUACACGUCCUACUAACAUCAGAGUUUCCAUACUUUGCACAGUGGAAGUGGAUCCUCGUACAAUUCAUGUGGAGUGGAGUUACAUUCCUCCCCUAGUUAUCCACCCCAGUAUGCUCCCAGAAGUCCAAGGUUUCACGCUCAUAAUAUCAGAUAACCGAACCGCUCGAAGACUGUUUCUCCCUGGUGCACAAGUUAGGGAACAUUCUUUCAACUCCUCAUUUCUCCAAGCUGCUAAUUUGACAGGAAAUGCCAACCUUAUCUGGGUAGUAGCAGAAACAGCAGCUGACAUAACUCCUAGUGAAUCAAUUCUGUUCUUGGCGGCAGAUGAGUUGAUCACUGGUAUUGACUUAAGCCAAGUGUUAACUGAGCAGUGCGUACAAAUCUCAAUCAGCAGUUUCUGUAAAAAGAGUGCAGCUUCCUUUCAAGUUCAACUCAGAUUCUCCAGGGGCUUUUGUAAGGAUAAUGCUGCAGAAACAACCAAACAAAAUUACACGCUACAGGAAAACUACAUGACCAGUAUUCCUACAGAAAACUUUUCGAAUUGCUUCUCUGUUGUAGUCUUUAAUGAUGGAAUGGAAAUUGGUGCAAGUGAUCAACAGCAACUAAUACUUUCUGAGUGUAAUACAAGCUCUAUAAAUGCCUCUGGAGUCUGGUUUAACUCAACCAUGGGUCGAGUGUCUCUAGGAGAUUCCGUCCUUCACAACACACAGCUGGAUAUUCACUGUAACCCUGAUUGCCGCAUGCCUGUCGGAGAUAACAACACUCUUUGUGUCAACGGGACCUUUGAGCCAGCUGGUGAUGCUCAGUGUGACUGCUCUCUAGAUGAGGAUAGGUUGUGGCAUAUUUUCUUCCUUGCCUCCAUUCCGUUGCAUAUAUGUCUCAUUGGUAUACUCCUAUUCGUGUGUGGUCUGUACAUAUACGAUUUUUUUGAGCCGUUCUUCACUGGUGAAUAUGAUAGCCCGAGAGUGCCCCAAUCUAGUACUCCUAAUACUAAUCGUCCUCGUCCCAAACAGAAGUUGGCCGGAUCCAGUCCUAAUAUUAAUGCUAAUCGUAGUCCCAAACAAAAGAAUUUGUCAGGAUCCAGAGCUGUACCAUCUAUACCGCAAUUGCAAAUGAAACGAACUCCUCCUACUUCUGAUGGUCUUCGUCCCGGACAAAGGAAGGUGUCUGGAUUCAAAUCUUUGAAUUUUGAAGUUCCUGUUACUAAUCGUCUUCAUCCCAAACAAAAAACAUUGUCCGGAUCAUCUAUACAAUUAGAAGAAUUGUCCGAAUCCAGUUCUGUACUACUAGAAGAAUCUAAUACUGAAUUAGACAAUCUUCAUCUCAGACAAAGAAAUUUAUCCACUAGAUCUGUACUGUUGGAAGAAGUAUCUCCUCCUAAUACUGAUGAUUCUCAUCCCAAACUAAAGACGUUGUCCGUAGAAGUAGAAGUGUAUGAUAUUGAUGAUGAUCCUCGUCCCAAAGAAGAGAAGCCGUCUGAAUCCAUACAGCUAAUACAAGUAGCUCCUGCUAAUACUGAUGAUGAUCCUCGUCCCAAAGAAGAGAAGCCGUCUGAAUCCAUACAUCUAAAAGAAGUAGCUCCUGCUAAUAUUGAUGAUGAUCUUCGUUCUCGUCCUAAACAAAAGAAGUUGUCCAAACUCCGACCAAACACUGAUCGUCCCAAACAAAAGAAGUUGUAAGUGCUGAUAUACUGAUGAUAAUCCUGGUCCCAAACUAAUGAAGUACAUGUAGUAACAACUAGAAGAUUGUGAUUAGUGAUAUUUGUAAUUAUAAUUCAUUUGUGCGCAUGCCCAGUUCCAUCUCCACCG